AUGGCGCUUACUCCUGCUAUGGGGCCCAGAGGGGAGACGCUGGCGUGGCAUGGGGUUGAUGUGCUUUGGGCUCAGCGGCCCGAUGGGGUCUUUCUGACCAUCGACCUUAAUGAGGCACAAGAUAUCAAGGUGUCCUUAGAUUCAGAGAAACUCAGUUUCUCCGGAAAAGCGGCUGGAAACCACUACGAAUUCACCCUGGACUUCUUUGCUCCCAUCGUCAAGGAAGAGUCCAAGUGGAGCCCGAAAAGGUUAAUCGAGUUCUACUUGAAGAAAGAGUCUGAGGGAACUUGGACCUCUCUCAGCAAGAAGAAACUCCCGUGGGUGAAGGUGGAUUGGAAGAGAUGGCAAGACUCGGAUGAUGAGGAAGAAGGAAAGAACAAUCAAUGGAAUCUGGAUGGUUUGGGUGACAUGAACUUUGGUGACAUGGGGGGAGGUGAGGAGUACGAUUCGGAUGACGAGGAGCUUCCAGAUCUGGAUCCUGCAGAGCCAUUGGGCAGCGCGGACGUGCCACCAGAGGAAGCGAGAAAGGAGAAAGUGGACACAGACUCGCUGGACUGAUCCAGGGUUGAGCUGCGACAAGUGAUCCAAGCCGAUCAUGGCAAAUCUCUGUUGCAGCUGGGUUUCAGGCGGUUCUGGAUGACUUUGGUUCAGAGAGCUGCAAUGUUUGAGACACUGGUCUCCUCUGUUGGCGCCAAUGAUGGGUGAUGGGUGUAAACCUGUGAUCUCAACCGUAGAUCAUAGGAAUGUUGAAAACGUGCUGUCCCGUGACGAGACAAAACAAAACUGGGCUUGAGGGUGUUUAACAGGGAAGCCUCCACUGACCAUUAGACAUACCCUCUGGUAAACUAAC
Cladocopium goreaui is the source of this 850-nucleotide messenger RNA. The record is from the annotation of a GenBank genome assembly. NCBI's taxonomy places the organism in Eukaryota, Dinophyceae, Suessiales, Symbiodiniaceae.